AUGACAAAUGUUCCGCAAGAAAUGCACGUCCAGAACGAUGAGGUAAACAAGGCCGAAAAUUCGAGCUCAGACGACGACUCGUCCUCCUCAAGUUCGGGUUCUUCUUCCAGCUCCUCUUCAUCUGAUUCUGAAUCAGAAGACGACGCAGAAGCUGAGAGUACUGAAAUAGACGCUAACUCAACCAAGCACCUGAUUCCAUUUGGAAACACUGAAAAUGUCGGCAACUCAAGCACUGCUUCGACAUCAUCGCUCUCGGCCCCUCGUCCACAUGGACUGGCAGCUAAUCAGGAGACCCUUAAUGUUAAUUCGACGCGAGCAGCAGCGAGAUUUAAAGCUGCAGAGACAGAAUUUAUGAUGCCAUUGGGUACACGAAAGCGAGAUCGACGGACUAUUGAAGAAAUACAACGAGAUCUUCGAGACAAGAGGAAAAAACCGAUGGGAAAAAUAGCAGCAAAAAUGAGUCCUCCACCUCCAAAAGGCUCGCCAUUACGUUCUCCAGAAGCUGAAGCAAUGGUAAGUAGUGGUGCACCAAUGGCGGUCGGGGGCUCUUUAAAUUCGUUUGGAACGGCAGGACGAUUGCCAGUGAAGCGAAAACCAGUGUCAGCACACGAUCGAUUGGCCAUGAAACUGAAUGGACGAAAGACCACAAGUGCGAAAGCAAAGAAGGCGAGCAGCUCUACAACGCCGAGUGCAACGGCCCCCCCCGUGGCAGUUAUGACGAAUAAAAUAGUGACAAAAGCCAUUGCAGCUAGUAGCUCAACUAACGCGGCUACAGGGAAUAGCAGCAGUAGCGACCAUGGAGAUGUAGGAGGGGACGGAUACAGUAGCAGCGUGGGCAGAUCGUCAGCUGUUGCAAUAGAUGGUAAAGUGGUGCGUGCGAUGUUGCGUGCAAUGCUUCGCUAUGGAGAUAUGACCGAUGUGGGGCUUUAUGCGGCUGCUAUAAAUUUCGCAGACGAGUACAAGAUGCCAAAUUUUAUUGAGCGCGCGAAUUUGCAAAGUACUACGAAAGUUUCUUUUGAACGUCUUCAAUCUCUUGCAAAUGAAGUGGCUCUGAAGGCCAAGCAAGCGAUUGAAACACGGCCACCACAUGAUGGAAUCAAGAUCGCUGAUGUGGAAGCGAAAGCGUCGCAGAUUAUUGAGCGUCUUUAUGAGAAUUUGAAGCUUCGUGUUGCUGUUCAACGUGCGUUGCGCACCGCUGGGUGCUCAUCAGGCAACGCACAAGUGAAUGCUCAGGGCGCGUAUGUUUUAGUGGCAAAACAGAGCGACCUUUCUGUUUUAGGAGUUAACACUCGCGACUUACCAAGUUGGACCUGGGCUGAAAAGGAACAUGAUUGGACACAACGCAAAGACGCCGCGCUGCUACUUGGCGUUUACGUGCAUGGUUUUGGAGGAUGGGAAGAUAUUCUAAAUGACGACUUGCUUCAUUUCCAGAAACAACGUGCGCUGAAGGGCGAGCGUCUGAAAAAACGUGCCGAAAAUUUGCUGAAACGAUUAUCUGCUCCAGAUAUGGAUGCUGGCGAGCCACGUAUUGUGCAGCAAGCAAGCGCUCUUAGCUCUGCUAGCGUAAACUCUAACCAAUCGUUAGGUGCGCAAUUUAGUGCCAUCAUUCAAAGCGGAGCAAUCUCGGGUGUGACAGCAUCAAAUUCUGUACACUCCGGUACUGGAGGCGGCCGAAUGGCCCGCGCAGCCGAACGAUUUGCUGCACGGCAACAGAGUAGUGAAGAGAUGUCAAGCCGACGUCCUGCUAUACCCUGUAGCGAUGGAACGACUUCAAAUGGAGACUCAGGACGGCAAAAGACUCCACCGGUAAGAUCACCCGCUCAAAAUAUGGUGGCUGAUAUUGAUCCUGAAGAAGGCGAAAUUGGCGAUGCAUCACCGGCACAAUCGACAUCUUCGCAGCACAAGCGAAGAUCGUCAUCUUUAGAAGACGGGGAUAUGACAACAACUCGAAAGAAACAUCGUCACAAUAGUAGCGAUAGCUUAAGUGUGACGGAAAAACCAAAGAAAGAGCUUCGGAAAGAAACAAAGAAGCAAAAGGGCCACAAGUCUCCAAUUUCGGUGGCAAACGUCGUGGCAGAUGAAGCGCCGGAACCGGCACUGCCGCUUUUAUCAGCUGAGGAGUGCAACGAAAAGUGGAAACCCAACAAGAAACUGCGUGACAUUCGGCAGGUGCUGAAGAAGAUAAAGAUUAUGGCUGAGUGGUCGAGCAACCAGAAAGAUGAGACGGUAGCUGAAAAGAUGUUCAAGUACGUGAGUACAAUCGGCGAAGCGAUUGAUCGGAUCGUUAUGGAACACCAAGAUAAGGUGGAAACCCAGUCACAUGGAUCACCUCGCGAAUCUGAUGAACUUUGCACAAGUUUAUGGACGUAUGCCGCGGGGUUUACAACUUUUACACCACAAAGUUUUGAACAACUGUACGAUGACAUUUGUGCAGAUGGCGACGCUCUUAAAGUGAAAAAAUCCUUUUGA
This is a messenger RNA of Plasmopara halstedii, 2469 nucleotides long. Its product is annotated as Domain of unknown function DUF4208. The transcript has a single exon. The coding region runs from base 1 to 2469 and encodes 822 amino acids. NCBI's taxonomy places the organism in Eukaryota, Oomycota, Peronosporomycetes, Peronosporales, Peronosporaceae. The record is from RefSeq and is a predicted model, not a curated record.